UAAAAUAUUGAUUUGAGAUGGAAUGGGCAAAGGGAAAAGGAGAACUGAGAGACAGAAUCUUCAGUCUAUAAAAGAAAAGUAUUAUUAUCUUACCAAGAAAAGGAGACAUGGAUGUUUGUCUUUGGCCUCAAGAGUCUAAAGCUUCUUGAAAAUCAAGAAACAAUAAAGCCCCCUUGGCCUUUGGCCCUUGGGGAUGAAGUUUUAAGCACUUUUUCCUCUUUCCCUUGCACACCCACCCCCCAAGUGGAAUCCCACUACACUACACUCUCUUCCUUGUGUUUCCCAUUUUAUCAUGAUUACUCCUCUCCUCUUCUUUUUCUCAUUACUUGAAAGUAAAGCAUGAUAGUCAUUACUUGAAAGUAAGGUAUGAUGUGAAGAAGAUACAAGUUAAUUCAUUUCCAAUUAUAAGCUGAUACUUACCAAGUUCCAACAGUCAUGGCAACUCUACACAAACUGAUAGUUGAAGUUGUCGACGCUCGCAAUCUGUCGCCGAAAGACGGCCGCGGCGCGUCGAGCCCCUAUGUGGUGGUGGACUACCGCGGGCAGCGAAGACGCACCCAAACCAAGCUGAGCGACUUGAAUCCUGUGUGGAACGAGUUGCUCGACUUCGAUCUCAGUAGGCCUUCUGACGUGUUUGGGGAUGUGCUUGAGCUGGAUGUAUACCAUGACAAGAAUUACGGCCCCACCACCAGAAACAACUUUCUCGGCAGGAUCCGGUUGAGUUCCUCCCAGUUUGUGAAGAAAGGUGAGGAGGCCUUGAUUUAUUUCCCUUUGCAGAAGAAGAGCUGGUUCACGUGGAUUCGCGGCGACAUUGGGUUGAAGAUUUAUUAUGUGGAUGAGGUCGUGCCACCUCCGUCUCCGCCGCCACCGCCGCCCAAAGCAGAGGAACCAAAGCCUGAAACAGCACAACCUCCGCAGUCAGAGGCGGUACCUCCGCCAGAAUCUGCCUCGCCCCAACCUACAGACCAGCCACCAGCUGAAGCGGCGCCACCAAAAGAAGCAGAACAAACACAGCCACCUGAACCCAAGAAGCCUGCUGAAGAGCCGCCGACUGAGGCUGCUCCGCCACCAAAGACCGAGGCUCCUGAAGUAGCAGAAUCGGGUCCCUCACAGCCACCUCCACCACCACCAGCCACUGAUGAUGCAAAUCAGGAUCAGGCAAACCCACCACCCCCACCAGUAGCACCUGAAGCUGCUCCCAUGCCCAUGCAACGUGAUCAUGAAAUUGAGGUAAUGGCACACUCCGUAUCCAAAUCAAUGGCAGAUGUCAAAUUCCACCGAACCAACGGUCCACCACCAAUUCCGAGACCUCCGGUUGUGCCCGGUGGAGCACUCAAUUAUACGUCGCAGCUGGAGCCGACGGAAAGCAUGUCAAUGGACCGGCCGUCGUUUGAUCUGGUGGAGAAGAUGCACUACCUCUUUGUCCGAGUUGUGAAAGCGCGCUUCCUCCCAGCAAAUGGCAGCCCAAUUGUAAAAAUCUCCACCGCCAACUACCACAUCACAUCCAAGCCCGCCAGAAAAACCCACUGCUUCGAGUGGGACCAGACCUUUGCCUUCGCCCGCCAAUCCCCCGACCAGUCCGACGCCUCCAUCCUCGAAGUCUCCGUCUGGGACCCACCCGUAUUCGACCCCUCAGCGGCCUCCGAGGUGGCCUCCGGCCAUCAAUUCCUCGGCGGGAUCUGUUUCGACGUGAUGGAAAUACCCCUGAGGGACCCGCCGGACAGCCCCUUGGCCCCGCAGUGGUACCGGCUGGAGGGCGGUGGGGCCCGCAUCAACGGCGAUCUUAUGCUUGCCACGUGGAUGGGCACCCAGGCAGACGAUUCAUUCCCCGACGCGUGGAAGACAGACACGGCGAAAAAUCCAAACGCACGAGCCAAAGUGUACCAGUCUCCGAAGCUCUGGUAUCUCCGAGCCACCGUCCUCGAAGCGCAAGACGUUCUGCCCGUAACGGCGUCGUUGAAUUUGAAGGAAGCCACGUUCCAGGUCAAAGCCCAGCUCGGAUUCCAAUUCCUCAAGACCGAGCCUACCGUCACCCGAAACGGCGUGCCGUCUUGGAACCAAGACUUGAUGUUCGUAGCCGCCGAGCCGUUCAGCGACCACUUAAUUUUCACCAUAGAGCACCGGCUACCGAAGGGACCGGUCACCUUGGGCGUGCUGCGAAUUCCACUCAGCGCCGUCGAACGACGAGUGGACGAUCGCAAAGUGGCGUCGCGAUGGUUCAGCUUCGAAAAUCCAGACGGCGACGAGAAGAGGAUGUACAGUGGCAGAAUGCACUUGCGCCUUUGCUUCGAUGGCGGAUAUCACGUGAUGGACGAGGCGGCGCACGUGUGCAGCGACUACCGCCCAACUGCGAGGCAGCUCUGGAAGCCACCGCUAGGCACGGUGGAGCUCGGAGUCAUCGGAUGCAAGAACUUGAUACCGGUCAAGACGGUCAACGGUAAAGGAUGCUCGGACGCCUACUGCGUGGCCAAGUAUGGACCAAAAUGGGUACGCACGCGUACCGUAUGUGAUAGUUUGGAGCCCAAGUGGAACGAGCAGUACACGUUUAAAGUCUACGAUCCGUGUACAGUGCUGAGCAUUGGCGUUUUUGACAAUUCCGGAUCGGGUUUCGAAAUCGAGGGCUCGAAAGACGCCACGCGUCCUGACUUUCGUAUCGGGAAGCUAAGGGUGCGUAUAUCUACGUUGGCUACGGGUAAAGUGUAUAAGAAUACGUAUCCGCUGCUGGUUUUAUCACCCACUGGCUUGAAGAAAAUGGGUGAGGUGGAGAUCGCGGUACGCUUCGUUCCCGUGAGCCCGACCUUGGAUUUGGUCCAUGUGUACUCGCAGCCAUCGCUGCCGUUGAUGCAUCACAUAAAGCCGCUGGGGCGGGAUGUCGUGCUUUACAUGCUGGACGCGGAUUCACAAGGUUUUAGUAUGAGGAAAGUGCGCGCCAAUUAUUUCCGCAUCAUCAAUGUUGUUGCGGGGGUGAUGGAUGUCGUUGGGUGGAUAAACGACACGCGUUCGUGGAAGAAUCCAAUGGCCACGAUUCUCGUACACGCUUUGCUGGCGCUGCUUGUGUGGUACCCGGAUCUGAUAGUCCCCACUUUAGCGUUUUAUGUGUUCGUUAUUGGUGCUUGGAACUAUAGGUUCCGCUCCCAGGCUCCACUUCAGCACUAUGACCCGAAGCUCUCAUUGGCGGAGAACGUUGACCGUGACGAGCUGGACGAGGAGUUUGAUUCGGUGCCGAGCACCAGAUCAUUCGAGGUGGUGCGGGCGAGGUACGAUAAGCUGCGGAUGCUCGGUGCACGUGUGCAGACGGUGUUGGGAGAUUUCGCGACUCAAGGGGAGCGGGUGCAGGCUUUGGUGACAUGGCGGGACCCACGUGCGACGGGGAUUUUUGUGUUGUUGUGCUUCGUUGUGGCAAUGAUACUGUACAUGGUGCCAUCGAAGAUGGUGGCUAUGGUGUUUGGGUUCUAUUAUCUGCGCCAUCCGAUCUUUCGUGAUCGGAUGCCGCCGGCGGCUUUGAAUUUCAUCCGAAGGCUGCCUUCGCUGUCUGAUCGACUUUUGUAGGCGCGCAGCGCAUGGAUGUUGGGCUAGCUAAGGUUGAUAAGGUUUUAAAUUUAUCAAGUUUUCUUUCUUUCUAGUUUUUGUUCGUAAUUUUUGGUGUAAGAAAUUGGAAUUAGGCAAGGAAGAGAAGUAAUUAGUAAUAAGCAUAUUGUAAUGGUUGUUAUGGAAUGCAUUUUAAUACAGGUAGAUUUUUCGAAAUUAUUUUAAUA
This is a messenger RNA of Prunus persica (peach), 3755 nucleotides long. RefSeq names its product protein QUIRKY. NCBI's taxonomy places the organism in Eukaryota, Viridiplantae, Streptophyta, Magnoliopsida, Rosales, Rosaceae. Bases 436 to 3549 code for a protein of 1037 amino acids. The transcript is spliced from 2 exons. The record is from RefSeq and is a predicted model, not a curated record.